Molecule: messenger RNA, 558 nt
Organism: Procambarus clarkii (red swamp crayfish)
Lineage: Eukaryota; Metazoa; Arthropoda; Malacostraca; Decapoda; Cambaridae
Source: RefSeq, a predicted model, not a curated record
AUGACGGUGAUGAUGGUGAUAAUGAGGAUGAUGAAGGAUGAUGAUGGUGAUAAUGAGGAUGAUGAAGGUGAUAAUGAGGAUGAUGGUGAUAAUGAGGAUGGUGAUAAUGAGGAUGAUGGUGAUAAUGAGGCUGAUGAUGGUGAUAAUGAGGAUGAUGAAGGUGAUAAUGAGGAUGAUGGUGAUAAUGAGGAUGGUGAUAAUGAGGAUGAGGAUGGUGAUAAUGAGGAUGAUGGUGAUAAUGAGGAUGAUGAAGGUGAUAAUGAGGAUGAUGAAGGUGAUAAUGAGGAUGAUGAAGGUGAUAAUGAGGAUGAAGGUGAUAAUGAAGAUGAUGGUGAUAAUGAGGAUGAUGGUGAUAAUGAGGAUUAUGAAGGUGAUAAUGAGGAUGAUGGUGAUAAUGAGGAUGAUGAAGGUGAUAAUGAGGAUGAUGGUGAUAAUGAGGAUGAUGAAAGAGAUAAUGAGGAUGAUAGUGAUAAUGAGGAUGAUGGUGGUGAUAAUGAGGAUGAUAGUGAUAAUGAGGAUGAUGGUGAUAAUGAGGAUGAUGAUGGUGAUGAUGAUUAA